Molecule: messenger RNA, 1218 nt
Organism: Gregarina niphandrodes
Lineage: Eukaryota; Apicomplexa; Conoidasida; Eugregarinorida; Gregarinidae
Product: B-box zinc finger protein
Exons: 2
Coding region: 1-1218 (405 amino acids)
Source: RefSeq, a predicted model, not a curated record
AUGGACUGCAAGCAUGACAUUUGCGUUCCCUGUCUCUAUAGGGCUAUCCAAGCUUCCGACCCGAACCAUUUGCAGCAAGGGCAUUUCAGUUGCGCAGUCUGCGACCGAUUGGUCGGUGUUCCUGACUUUAUAAAGUACGAGGCGCGAAAGCCAGGUGGGGCUUUGGACACGGUGCAUCCGCCGCUUGACCACGGAGAGUUGAGCAAGCGGCUGCAGGAGGCGGGUCCCUUGCCGAAAUACUGUAUGGAUUGUAAUCGCGCGAUGGUGUCGGAGGUUCAAUGUUACUGCAUGGACUGUCGGGCGUACAUGUGUCCUUCCUGCGGAGAAAAGCGCCACCAGCGAACGUCGGAGUCGGGUUCAUACCGGAUGCUGGAGCACGUGGUGGUUCGCGUGCAGCCGAACCAGCACGGGAAUCCGGUGCUGAUAACUGCGGCGCAGCCUAUGGUGCAGGAGGAGAAUCGGUACAUACCGAACGCCGAAGGAAGCGGGUUGAUGGACAAGCCAGCGGGUAGUUCUCCCGGAGCCUACAGCUCCGGAGGCUACACCGCCGGGUGCUAUCCCGGUGGGUGGUGUGGUCGGAGGCCCGGUGGCGUGGGCCGCAGUGGUUAUUGCAAUAUUAUCACGGAAGUGACGAGCAAGCCAACAACCAGUUACUCUGACUAUGUGUGCGAGACGCAUCCGGAUCAGCCUGUGCAGUUUACAUGCAUGACCUGCAAGAGUCCAUGCCUAUGCGCAUUUUGUUGUAUCGGCGCAGACAGUGCUCACGGAAAGGGCCAUAUUGUGAUGGACUUGGCCACGGCAUGGGAUCGCAUUGAGUACGAGAUUAACGGGUCAGAGAUGGCUAAGCGGAAUGCGGCCAAAGACGAACUUCAGCGUCUCAGUGAGGUGUCGGGGAGUGUGGCGGUCCAUAUGCAUCAGCUCAUCAAGUUGCUCUUGGGUGCGGUUGACUCGUCGUUCAAGAUUUUGGACCAGGAGUUGCUGCGUUGCCGAGACACGAGUAUUUCUUCAGUGAACGCGACGUUUGCGCAUUUGGUGGACACACUCAACGCAGUGAUUGACGAUGACUACAUCAAAGCCAUUGCGCGCCCUAUGUAUGCGCUCCCGGGUGUGCUCCGGUCGCGAGGCAUUACGGUGGUUAAGUCCUACUCGGCGUGGGCGCGGACAAAUCCUAAGGGUCGAGAAACCCCGCGUACCGCCGUUAUCUCCACGGUCCAAUGA